AUGCGCUUUCUGUCGAUUGCUGUAUUGUUAAUUGCAGGCAUUGCCUGUACAACAGGUAAACCAAAUGCAUGGGGACCAAAAAACAAAUUGGAAGUGAUAAUCAAUGCAGCCGAUGGAUUAGAAGACAUAAACCUAGACGCUGACAAUUUUGAUGACUUUUUACGUCAUCACCACAAUGCUGUAGUAGAACUAAAAGAAGGAAAAGAUGGAUGGGAAAUUAUUACAUCAGCACCCGAUACUUCUUCAUCAAGUGAAUCAGACUCAAUCAGCUCAUCCGGAUCAAGCAGUCUAUCAUCCAGUGUAUCUGGAGCUGGCAGUCUCGCUUCAUCUGGUGCAGGCAGUAUAGCAUCCAGUGAAUCUGGUGCUGGCAGUCUCGCAUCAUCUGGAGCAGGCAGUAUAGCAUCCAGUGGAUCUGGUGCUGGCAGUCUCGCUUCAUCUGGUGCAGGCAGUCUAUCAUCAAGUGUAUCUGGUGCUGGUAGUCUUGCUUCAAGUGGAUCUAAAUCUGGAUCUUCAUCAGGAAGCCAAUCUGGUGCUGGCAGUCUCGCAUCAAGUGCAUCCCAAGCUGGUAGUGCAGCUCAAUCAGGUAGCUUAUCCAAAUCUGGCAGUGCAUCUCAAGCCGGUAGUGCAGCUCAAUCAGGUAGUGCAUCCAAAUCUGGAAGUGCAUCUCAAGCCGGUAGUGCAGCUCAAUCAGGUAGUGCAUCCAAAUCUGGAAGUGCAUCCCAAGCUGGUAGUGCAGCUCAAUCUGGUAGCUCAUCCAAAUCUGGCAGUGCAUCCCAAGCCGGUAGUGCAUCUCAAGCCGGUAGUGCAUCCAAAUCUGGCAGUUCUUCCCAAGCUGGAAGUGCAGCUCAAUCUGGUAGCUCAUCCAAAUCUGGUAGUGCAUCUCAAUCAGGAAGCGCAUCCAAAUCUGGCAGUGCAUCCCAAGCCGGUAGUGCAGCUCAAUCAGGCAGUGCAUCCAAAUCUGGCAGUUCUUCCCAAGCUGGAAGUGCAGCUCAAUCUGGUAGCUCAUCCAAAUCUGGUAGUGCAUCUCAAUCAGGAAGCGCAUCCAAAUCUGGCAGUGCAUCUCAAUCAGGCAGUGCAUCCAAAUCUGGUAGUGCAGCUCAAUCUGGUAGCUCAUCCAAAUCUGGCAGUGCAUCCCAAGCUGGUAGUGCAUCUCAAUCUGGUAGCUCAUCUAAAUCUGGCAGUGCAUCUCAAGCCGGUAGUGCAUCUCAAUCUGGUAGCUCAUCCAAAUCUGGCAGUGCAUCCCAAGCUGGUAGUGCAGCUCAAUCUGGUAGCUCAUCCAAAUCUGGCAGCGCAUCUCAAUCAGGCAGUGCAUCCAAAUCUGGUAGUGCAUCUCAAUCAGGCAGCUCAUCCAAAUCUGGCAGUGCAUCCCAAGCCGGUAGUGCAGCUCAAUCUGGUAGCUCAUCCAAAUCUGGCAGCGCAUCUCAAUCAGGAAGUGCAUCCAAAUCUGGUAGUGCAUCUCAAUCUGGCAGUGCAUCCAAAUCUGGUAGUGCAUCUCAAUCUGGUAGCUCAUCCAAAUCUGGCAGUGCAUCUCAAUCAGGAAGUGCAUCCAAAUCUGGUAGUGCAUCUCAAUCAGGAAGCGCAUCCAAAUCAGGCAGUGCAUCUCAAUCUGGUAGCUCAUCCAAAUCUGGCAGUGCAUCCCAAGCCGGUAGUGCAGCUCAAUCUGGUAGCUCAUCCAAAUCUGGCAGCGCAUCUCAAUCAGGCAGUGCAUCCAAAUCUGGUAGUGCAUCUCAAUCAGGCAGUGCAUCCAAAUCUGGUAGUGCAUCUCAAUCAGGCAGCUCAUCCAAAUCUGGCAGUGCAUCCCAAGCCGGUAGUGCAGCUCAAUCUGGUAGCUCAUCCAAAUCUGGCAGCGCAUCUCAAUCAGGCAGUGCAUCCAAAUCUGGCAGUGCAUCCCAAGCUGGUAGUGCAUCUCAAUCAGGAAGUGCAUCCAAAUCUGGCAGCGCAUCUCAAUCAGGCAGUGCAUCCAAAUCUGGUAGUGCAUCUCAAUCAGGCAGCUCAUCUAAAUCUGGCAGUGCAUCCCAAGCCGGUAGUGCAGCUCAAUCUGGUAGCUCAUCCAAAUCUGGCAGCGCAUCUCAAUCAGGCAGUGCAUCCAAAUCUGGUAGUGCAUCUCAAUCUGGUAGUGCAUCUCAAUCAGGCAGUGCAUCCAAAUCUGGCAGUGCAUCUCAAUCAGGCAGUGCAUCCAAAUCUGGUAGUGCAUCUCAAUCAGGCAGUGCAUCCAAAUCUGGCAGUGCAUCUCAAUCAGGAAGUGCAUCCAAAUCUGGUAGUGCAUCUCAAUCUGGCAGUGCAUCUCAAUCAGGAAGUGCAUCUAAAUCUGGCAGUGCAUCUCAAUCUGGAAGCUCAUCCAAAUCUGGCAGUGCAUCCCAAGCCGGUAGUGCAGCUCAAUCUGGUAGCUCAUCCAAAUCUGGAAGUGCAUCUCAAUCAGGCAGUGCAUCCAAAUCUGGCAGCGCAUCUCAAUCAGGCAGUGCAUCCAAAUCUGGCAGCGCAUCUCAAUCAGGCAGUGCAUCCAAAUCUGGCAGUGCAUCCCAAGCCGGUAGUGCAGCUCAAUCUGGUAGCUCAUCCAAAUCUGGAAGUGCAUCUCAAUCAGGCAGUGCAUCCAAAUCUGGUAGUGCAUCUCAAUCAGGCAGUGCAUCUCAAUCAGGCAGUGCAUCUCAAUCAGGCAGUGCAUCCAAAUCUGGCAGCGCAUCUCAAUCUGGCAGUGCAUCCAAAUCUGGUAGUGCAUCUCAAUCAGGCAGUGCAUCUCAAUCAGGCAGCUCAUCCAAAUCUGGCAGUGCAUCCCAAGCCGGUAGUGCAGCUCAAUCUGGUAGCUCAUCCAAAUCUGGUAGUGCAUCUCAAUCAGGAAGUGCAUCCAAAUCUGGUAGUGCAUCUCAAUCUGGCAGUGCAUCUCAAUCAGGAAGUGCAUCCAAAUCUGGCAGCGCAUCUCAAUCAGGCAGUGCAUCUCAAUCAGGAAGUGCAUCCAAAUCUGGCAGUGCAUCCCAAGCUGGUAGUGCAGCUCAAUCUGGUAGCUCAUCUAAAUCUGGCAGCGCAUCUCAAUCAGGAAGUGCAUCCAAAUCUGGUAGUGCAGCUCAAUCUGGUAGCUCAUCCAAAUCUGGCAGCGCAUCUCAAUCAGGCAGUGCAUCCAAAUCUGGUAGUGCAUCUCAAUCAGGCAGCUCAUCCAAAUCUGGCAGUGCAUCCCAAGCCGGUAGUGCAGCUCAAUCUGGUAGCUCAUCCAAAUCUGGCAGCGCAUCUCAAUCAGGCAGUGCAUCUCAAUCAGGCAGUGCAUCCAAAUCUGGCAGUGCAUCUCAAUCAGGAAGUGCAUCCAAAUCUGGCAGCGCAUCUCAAUCAGGAAGUGCAUCCAAAUCUGGUAGUGCAUCUCAAUCAGGAAGUGCAUCCAAAUCUGGUAGUGCAUCUCAAUCAGGCAGCUCAUCCAAAUCUGGCAGUGCAUCCCAAGCCGGUAGUGCAGCUCAAUCUGGUAGCUCAUCCAAAUCUGGCAGUGCAUCUCAAUCAGGAAGUGCAUCCAAAUCUGGCAGCGCAUCUCAAUCAGGCAGUGCAUCUCAAUCAGGAAGUGCAUCCAAAUCUGGCAGUGCAUCCCAAGCUGGUAGUGCAGCUCAAUCUGGUAGCUCAUCCAAAUCUGGCAGCGCAUCUCAAUCAGGAAGUGCAUCCAAAUCUGGUAGUGCAUCUCAAUCUGGCAGUGCAUCCCAAGCCGGUAGUGCAGCUCAAUCUGGUAGCUCAUCCAAAUCUGGCAGCGCAUCUCAAUCAGGAAGUGCAUCCAAAUCUGGUAGUGCAUCUCAAUCAGGCAGUGCAUCCAAAUCUGGUAGUGCAUCUCAAUCAGGCAGUGCAUCCAAAUCUGGCAGUGCAUCCAAAUCUGGUAGCGCAUCUCAAUCAGGCAGUGCAUCCAAAUCUGGCAGUGCAUCCCAAGCUGGUAGCGCUUCUCAAUCAGGAAGUGCAUCCAAAUCUGGUAGUGCAUCUCAAUCUGGCAGUGCAUCUCAAUCAGGAAGUGCAUCUAAAUCUGGCAGUGCAUCUCAAUCUGGAAGCUCAUCCAAAUCUGGCAGUGCAUCUCAAUCUGGUAGCUCAUCCAAAUCUGGCAGCGCAUCUCAAUCAGGCAGUGCAUCCAAAUCUGGUAGUGCAUCUCAAUCAGGCAGUGCAUCCAAAUCUGGCAGUGCAUCUCAAUCAGGAAGUGCAUCCAAAUCUGGCAGCGCAUCUCAAUCAGGCAGUGCAUCCAAAUCUGGCAGCGCAUCUCAAUCUGGCAGCGCAUCUCAAUCAGGAAGUGCAUCCAAAUCUGGUAGUGCAUCUCAAUCUGGCAGUGCAUCUCAAUCAGGAAGUGCAUCCAAAUCUGGCAGUGCAUCUCAAUCAGGCAGUGCAUCUCAAUCAGGCAGUGCAUCCAAAUCUGGCAGUGCAUCCCAAUCUGGUAGUGCAUCUCAAUCUGGUAGCUCAUCCAAAUCUGGCAGUGCAUCCCAAGCCGGUAGUGCAUCCAAAUCUGGUAGUGCAGCUCAAUCUGGUAGCUCAUCCAAAUCUGGCAGCGCAUCUCAAUCAGGCAGUGCAUCCAAAUCUGGCAGUGCAUCCCAAGCCGGUAGUGCAGCUCAAUCUGGUAGCUCAUCCAAAUCUGGCAGUGCAUCCCAAGCCGGUAGUGCAGCUCAAUCUGGUAGCUCAUCCAAAUCUGGCAGCGCAUCUCAAUCAGGAAGUGCAUCCAAAUCUGGCAGUGCAUCCCAAGCUGGUAGCGCUUCUCAAUCAGGCAGUGCAUCCAAAUCUGGCAGUGCAUCUCAAUCAGGCAGUGCAUCCAAAUCUGGCAGUGCAUCUCAAUCAGGAAGUGCAUCCAAAUCUGGUAGUGCAUCUCAAUCAGGCAGUGCAUCCAAAUCUGGCAGCGCAUCUCAAUCAGGCAGUGCAUCCAAAUCUGGUAGUGCAUCUCAAUCUGGCAGUGCAUCUCAAUCAGGAAGUGCAUCCAAAUCUGGCAGUGCAUCCCAAGCUGGUAGUGCAUCCAAAUCUGGCAGUGCAUCCCAAGCCGGUAGUGCAGCUCAAUCUGGUAGCUCAUCCAAAUCUGGCAGCGCAUCUCAAUCAGGCAGUGCAUCUCAAUCAGGAAGUGCAUCCAAAUCUGGCAGUGCAUCCCAAGCUGGUAGUGCAGCUCAAUCUGGUAGCUCAUCUAAAUCUGGCAGCGCAUCUCAAUCAGGAAGUGCAUCCAAAUCUGGUAGUGCAUCUCAAUCAGGAAGUGCAUCUCAAUCAGGAAGUGCAUCCAAAUCUGGUAGUGCAUCUCAAUCUGGCAGCGCAUCUCAAUCAGGCAGUGCAUCUCAAUCAGGCAGUGCAUCCAAAUCUGGCAGCGCAUCUCAAUCAGGAAGUGCAUCCAAAUCUGGUAGUGCAUCCAAAUCUGGUAGCGCUUCUCAAUCAGGAAGUGCAUCCAAAUCUGGUAGUGCAUCUCAAUCUGGCAGUGCAUCUCAAUCAGGAAGUGCAUCCAAAUCUGGUAGUGCAUCUCAAUCAGGAAGUGCAUCCAAAUCUGGCAGCGCAUCUCAAUCAGGCAGUGCAUCCAAAUCUGGUAGUGCAUCUCAAUCUGGCAGUGCAUCCCAAGCUGGUAGUGCAGCUCAAUCUGGUAGCUCAUCCAAAUCUGGCAGCGCAUCUCAAUCAGGAAGUGCAUCCAAAUCUGGUAGUGCAUCUCAAUCAGGCAGUGCAUCCAAAUCUGGCAGCGCAUCUCAAUCAGGAAGUGCAUCCAAAUCUGGUAGUGCAUCUCAAUCAGGCAGUGCAUCCAAAUCUGGCAGUGCAGCUCAAUCUGGUAGCUCAUCCAAAUCUGGCAGCGCAUCUCAAUCAGGAAGCGCAUCUAAAUCUGGCAGUGCAUCUCAAUCUGGAAGCUCAUCUAAAUCUGGCAGUGCAUCCCAAGCCGGUAGUGCAGCUCAAUCUGGUAGCUCAUCCAAAUCUGGCAGCGCAUCUCAAUCAGGCAGUGCAUCCAAAUCUGGUAGUGCAUCUCAAUCAGGCAGUGCAUCCAAAUCUGGUAGUGCAUCUCAAUCUGGCAGUGCAUCCAAAUCUGGUAGUGCAUCUCAAUCAGGCAGUGCAUCUCAAUCAGGCAGUGCAUCCAAAUCUGGCAGCGCAUCUCAAUCUGGCAGUGCAUCCAAAUCUGGUAGUGCAUCUCAAUCAGGCAGCUCAUCCAAAUCUGGCAGUGCAUCCCAAGCCGGUAGUGCAGCUCAAUCUGGUAGCUCAUCCAAAUCUGGCAGCGCAUCUCAAUCAGGAAGUGCAUCCAAAUCUGGCAGUGCAUCCCAAGCUGGUAGCGCUUCUCAAUCAGGAAGUGCAUCCAAAUCUGGUAGUGCAUCUCAAUCUGGUAGUGCAUCCAAAUCUGGUAGUGCAUCUCAAUCAGGAAGCGCAUCUAAAUCUGGCAGUGCAUCUCAAUCUGGUAGCUCAUCUAAAUCUGGCAGUGCAUCCCAAGCCGGUAGUGCAGCUCAAUCUGGUAGCUCAUCCAAAUCUGGAAGUGCAUCUCAAUCAGGCAGUGCAUCCAAAUCUGGUAGUGCAUCUCAAUCAGGCAGUGCAUCCCAAGCUGGUAGCGCAUCUCAAUCUGGCAGUGCAUCCAAAUCUGGUAGUGCAUCUCAAUCAGGCAGUGCAUCUCAAUCAGGCAGUGCAUCCAAAUCUGGCAGCGCAUCUCAAUCUGGCAGUGCAUCCAAAUCUGGCAGCGCAUCUCAAUCAGGCAGUGCAUCCAAAUCUGGUAGUGCAUCUCAAUCAGGCAGUGCAUCCCAAGCUGGUAGUGCAGCUCAAUCUGGUAGCUCAUCCAAAUCUGGCAGCGCAUCUCAAUCGGGAAGUGCAUCCAAAUCUGGUAGUGCAUCUCAAUCAGGAAGUGCAUCCAAAUCUGGUAGUGCAUCUCAAUCAGGCAGCUCAUCCAAAUCUGGCAGUGCAUCCCAAGCUGGUAGUGCAGCUCAAUCUGGUAGCUCAUCCAAAUCUGGCAGCGCAUCUCAAUCAGGCAGUGCAUCCCAAGCUGGUAGUGCAGCUCAAUCUGGUAGUGCAGCUCAAUCUGGUAGCUCAUCCAAAUCUGGCAGUGCAUCCCAAGCUGGUAGUGCAGCUCAAUCUGGUAGCUCAUCCAAAUCUGGCAGCGCAUCUCAAUCAGGAAGUGCAUCCAAAUCUGGCAGUGCAUCCCAAGCUGGUAGCGCUUCUCAAUCAGGAAGUGCAUCCAAAUCUGGUAGUGCAUCUCAAUCUGGUAGUGCAUCCAAAUCUGGUAGUGCAUCUCAAUCAGGAAGCGCAUCUAAAUCUGGCAGUGCAUCUCAAUCUGGAAGCUCAUCUAAAUCUGGCAGUGCAUCCCAAGCCGGUAGUGCAGCUCAAUCUGGUAGCUCAUCCAAAUCUGGAAGUGCAUCCAAAUCUGGUAGUGCAUCUCAAUCAGGAAGUGCAUCCAAAUCUGGUAGUGCAUCUCAAUCAGGCAGCUCAUCCAAAUCUGGCAGUGCAUCUCAAUCUGGCAGUGCAUCUAAAUCUGGUAGUGCAUCUCAAUCAGGCAGCUCAUCCAAAUCUGGUAGUGCAUCUCAAUCAGGAAGUGCAUCCAAAUCUGGUAGUGCAUCUCAAUCAGGCAGCUCAUCCAAAUCUGGCAGUGCAUCCCAAGCUGGUAGUGCAGCUCAAUCUGGUAGCUCAUCCAAAUCUGGCAGCGCAUCUCAAUCAGGAAGUGCAUCCAAAUCUGGCAGCGCAUCUCAAUCUGGUAGUGCAUCUCAAUCAGGAAGUGCAUCCAAAUCUGGUAGUGCAUCUCAAUCAGGCAGUGCAUCCAAAUCUGGUAGUGCAUCUCAAUCAGGAAGUGCAUCCAAAUCUGGCAGCGCAUCUCAAUCAGGCAGUGCAUCCAAAUCUGGCAGUGCAUCUCAAUCAGGAAGUGCAUCCAAAUCUGGUAGUGCAUCUCAAUCAGGCAGUGCAUCCAAAUCUGGUAGUGCAUCUCAAUCAGGCAGUGCAUCCCAAGCCGGUAGUGCAUCUCAAUCUGGUAGCUCAUCCAAAUCUGGCAGUGCAUCCCAAGCUGGUAGUGCAGCUCAAUCUGGUAGCUCAUCCAAAUCUGGCAGUGCAUCCCAAGCUGGUAGUGCAGCUCAAUCAGGCAGUGCAUCCCAAGCCGGUAGUGCAGCUCAAUCAGGUAGUGCAUCCAAAUCAGGCAGUUCUUCCCAAGCUGGAAGUGCAGCACAAUCAGGUAGCUCAUCCAAAUCUGGCAGCGCAUCUCAAUCAGGCAGUGCAUCCCAAGCUGGUAGUGCAGCUCAAUCUGGUAGUGCAUCCAAAGCUGGCAGUGCAUCCCAAGCUGGUAGUGCAGCUCAAUCCGGUAGUGCAUCCAAAGCUGGAUCAUCAGCAGGAAGUCAAUCUGGAUCUGGCAGUCUCGCUUCCAGUGGCUCUAAAUCAGGCAGUGGAUCGUCAAGUGGUUCUAUUUCUGGAUCAGAUGCUUCAUCCGGUUCUGGUUCCGGCGCUCUUGCUUCUAGUGGUGCAGGCUCUAUCAGCUCCUCUGGAGCAAGCAGUCUAACCUCCAGUGGUUCAGGAUCAAGUGGAAUAAUUAGAAAACCAUCUAUAUGGUCAUCUUCAUCAUCAUCAUCCAACUCUGGAAGUAUAUCAUCAGCAUCUUCAAGUGCUGGCGACGAAGUUUACUACAUUGGAGUUUUGCGAGGAGGUCAAUGUACUUGCUUAGCAGAAUUACCACGUCCAUCAAUUCCAGCCUAAUUGAAUUCUUUACCAUUCCAUUCGGAAUUCAGCCAUUCAAUUUAAAUGACACCGUUCUGAUUUUAUUAUUAUAGCUACGUUUAUUAUUAUUCAUUUGUUUUUUUUUUUCUAUAUCAAAUUUAGUUUUAAAGUUGUUUUACAUCCGGUUGAUUACUUAUUUCUUAUUUUUUCAUAUCGACCUAUGUAAUAUUGAAUUAUUAGUAUCAACUUGUUUCUUAAUAUACGAAUUGCAAAUAA
Molecule: messenger RNA, 8841 nt
Organism: Aphidius gifuensis
Lineage: Eukaryota; Metazoa; Arthropoda; Insecta; Hymenoptera; Braconidae
Product: streptococcal hemagglutinin-like
Exons: 12
Coding region: 1-8604 (2867 amino acids)
Source: RefSeq, a predicted model, not a curated record